AUGUCCGAGGAUGGAGUGACCUUCAAGAUCCAGUCGCUCUUCUAUCAAGGAGCAUACGGCAGUGCCAUAGCACUAGCAUCGAGCAACACAUCAGGCUCGCCAUCGUCCGAGCCGACCCUCACGCGCCUGCUCUACGCAGCAAGGUCUCACAUCGCCUCCAACAAUCCUCGAGGCGCCUUGUCCUUGUUGCCCGCAGAUGUAGCAUCUUCUAGCGCAGCUGCUCGGUCCGUGCGAGCUUUGGCCGCCUUCGUGGAGGCGCGUAGUCAGGGAGAUGUUAGUGGAGCGGACGAGAAUUUGGCAGAGUUGAGAGAAACACUCGACGAUGCGGUCGUGGGCGACCCUUCGGGCCAGACUAUUCGCGUCUGCGCUGCUACCGCCAUGGCACUGGAUGAUGACCCUAUCGGCGCGUUGGAGACUCUGGGUAUCGGAACAGCGAGCUCCAGAGAGAUUGAAUGCAUUGCACUGGGCGUGCACAUCUUGCUGUCACAGCACCGAGCUGAUCUAGCAGAAAAAGAAUAUCAAGCCGCUCGCACCUGGGCAGACGACAGUUUGCUUAUUCAGCUCAUCGAAGCGUACAUAGGCCUUCACACUGGUGGCAGAUCUGCUCAGCAGGCUUACUACGUGUACGACGAAUUGGCGCAAAAUCCUGAGCAUGCGGGCAAGGACGCAAGCGUGAAUCCACUCGUUGGAAAGGGUGUUGCGCAGCUCGUGCUAGGCCAGAGAAACGAGGCAACGCAAGUGCUUGCCGAUGCUGAGAAGCUUGAUCCAAACAAUGUGGACAUGCUUGCCAACUCGGCAGUCCUCGCUUCCUAUUCGGCCUCUCCUGCCGGAUAUUUUGGUCGCCUCGAACAACUGCGAAGGGUAGCUCCCAGCCACGCGCUAGUCACUUCUGCAGACGAAGCUGCUCAAGCUUUCGACUCUGCAUUUGUCAAGCACCAAGAAGCUCAGGCCGCUCUUUGA
Messenger RNA from Ceraceosorus guamensis, 960 nucleotides. RefSeq lists its product as hypothetical. Gene Ontology annotation, biological process: intra-Golgi vesicle-mediated transport; retrograde vesicle-mediated transport, Golgi to endoplasmic reticulum; endoplasmic reticulum to Golgi vesicle-mediated transport. Bases 1 to 960 code for a protein of 319 amino acids. Gene Ontology annotation, cellular component: COPI vesicle coat. The transcript is spliced from 4 exons. Lineage: Eukaryota; Fungi; Basidiomycota; Exobasidiomycetes; Ceraceosorales; Ceraceosoraceae. The record is from RefSeq and is a predicted model, not a curated record. Gene Ontology annotation, molecular function: protein binding; structural molecule activity.